CAAGUUGUUUAAAUCUUGUAUCAAACCCUUCAUAUACAUAUAAUUCAUUAGAGUAUGAUAUAUAGUAGAAAAUUUUGAUGAGGAUAGAGCAGUAUAAAUAGCAUCAGCAGUGUGAGAGUUACAGCGUUUGGCUGCGGGCAGUACCAUUUUCUUUCAUUAUAUUGCAUGUAACUAAUAGUUUCGAUGCGUGCUACCAGAUGCAGUGCUCGCGUAUGUACAUACAUGAUGGAUAGAUAAUUGAAUUUGUAUCGGCUUUUUAUUGUUUUUUGUUGGAAGGGUUGAUUUCAGGUCAAUUUUGGAAUUUUUUUCUGGUAACGAAAUGGAUAAAUCAACAACAGAGUCACAGAAGGAAAAAAGAGCACCUGGAGUUGCUGAAUCAGGUCAACUAAUAAGAAAAACAUCAAUACGGAGGAGAGUAUCUAAAGAUGACAUGUCGGAAAAUAAACCAUAUGGGAACAAAGCAGAAGAAUACGACAAAAUAUGUGAAAAAGUAAUGGCCGAUACUGGUGUGCAGAAGACACUUGAAGCUUUACAAGAAAAAUGGCGAAUGAUAAUGUUUAUGCAUGAUGAUUGUAUGGACUUACGAACCCAGAAAACAGAGCAGGGUGUGAUAGGAAGAAGAGCUCGAAUAAAAAGGGAACUAAUAGCUUUAGUAAUAACAUACGUCAUAAUAACUUUACCGAUAUUGAUAACUUUGUAUUUGGCAUUUUUGUUUGUAAUUUGGUUUGUCACUACAGCAAGCUGAGUCCCAUGUGUUAAGCUGUCGACGUCUUUUAUGAUGUGGAUGUAAUACUAGGCAAACUUUCUUCGGUUUGAUCUAUUGUGUUAGCAUGUAUGUGUGUGUCGUGACUCGUGAGUAUAUGUUCCAAUUGGUGCUUUUCAUGAAAGAAUGUUUUGCACGAAAAAGCUCUGGAUAUGAUCGUAAGUAGACAAUUGAUAUGUGUUUUAUAAUCAUGAUAAUAGUGUAUACAUGCAUAUGAUUGAGUAAAAUUAUUCGAAAUUCA
Molecule: messenger RNA, 1004 nt
Organism: Mytilus trossulus (common blue mussel)
Lineage: Eukaryota; Metazoa; Mollusca; Bivalvia; Mytilida; Mytilidae
Exons: 2
Coding region: 320-745 (141 amino acids)
Source: RefSeq, a predicted model, not a curated record